AUGACUCAAGGGACUAGUGCUUCACUUCAGAUAGAAAGAUUGGAUGGGGGGUGUGGUAGUACUAGUAAAGGCAGUGUGUCUAACAUGGAAGAUGAAAAGGAUGAAAAUUUGGAUCAUAUGAACCAAUUGAGUACUGGUAAACCUCCAAGAAACAUCAAAAUGGUCAGGCAUUGUAGCAGCUCUGCAUUUUUUACAGAUUUUGAAUCAGAAAGUGGAAUUUUGGGAUUGGUCUCACCAUCAACCGAAAAUUCUGCAUUUCUACCUAUUUUUCGCUCUGGAAGCUGGUCGGAGAAAGGACCGAAGCAGUACAUGGAGGAUGAGCAUAUAUGUGUAGAUAAUCUACAUAAACAUCUUGCUACAUUAGCGGAAUUUCCCUCUCCUGGUGCAUUUUAUGGGGUAUUUGACGGACAUGGUGGCAUUGAUGCAGCCUCUUUUACCAGAGAGAACAUUCUUAAAUUCAUUGUUGAAGACACCCAGUUUCCCUCAGGAACAAAGAGGGCAAUUAAGUGUGCCUUUGUGAAGGCUGAUCACGCACUUGCCAAUACCAAAUCUAUUGACAGUUCCUCUGGCACCACUGCCUUGAUGGCCCUUAUUUUGGGAAGGACCAUGCUCAUCGCUAAUGUUGGUGAUUCAAGAGCUGUGUUGGGCAAACGAGGAAGAGCGAUCGAGCUGUCAAAGGACCACAAGCCCAAUUGCAGCUCAGAAAGACAAAGAAUUGAGAGAUUAGGAGGGGUCAUCUAUGAUGGCUACCUUAAUGGCCAAUUAUCCGUGGCUCGUGCUCUUGGAGACUGGCACAUUAAAGGCUCUAAAGGUUCGAACAGCCCCUUAAGUUCUGAGCCAGAGUUGGAGGAGAUUAACCUGACAGAAGAAGAUGAGUUUCUGAUACUAGGCUGUGAUGGCCUAUGGGAUGUAAUGAGCAGCCAAUGUGCAGUCACAAUGGUUAGGAAGGAGCUAAUGAUGCAUAAUGAUCCUCAGAGGUGCUCAAAAUCUCUUGUCACAGAAGCACUCCAGCGCAACACAUGCGACAACCUGACAGUUUUGGUGAUCUGUUUCUCCCCUGAUCCACCUCCCAAGAUUGAAAUUCCCAAGAACCAUAGGAGGAGGAGUAUAUCUGCUGAAGGGCUGGACCGUCUCAAGGGUAUUUUGAAUAAUUAG
This is a messenger RNA of Dovyalis caffra, 1155 nucleotides long. NCBI's taxonomy places the organism in Eukaryota, Viridiplantae, Streptophyta, Magnoliopsida, Malpighiales, Salicaceae. The record is from the annotation of a GenBank genome assembly.